AAACCAUACAAAACUCCCAAACGGAAACAAAGAGAACAUUUCACCAGGUGCAGCUACGUCUGCUACUUUCAUCACUAUGUAUCGUGCCUUCCUCCUGCUCUUGUUAGAGCUUUCCCUGUCUUCCUGUGAUGUGGCUAUUCCACGCAACUCCAAAAUUUCCCUUCAUUGUCUCACUGACAAUGACUCUUCACUAGUUAACGUUAAAUUUACCUGGAGCUUUAACUCCACCCCAAUCCUGUCAAAGGACAAAAUUGGCAGGGAUGGAAAGGUCUUGCACCUUACAGACAUAAAGUUCAGUGAUGAAGGAGAGUACAAGUGUGUGCUGGAAGGAUUGAAAGGAGAAAAUUAUGUGAGGCUGAGAAGAACAUUCAAGAUACGUGUGGAAGUGCCUCCACCUUUGCAGGAGUUGAAGAUCAUCAAAUCAACAGUUGGGGAUAAUGUGAGGCUUCCAUGCCAGGUUCAAAAAUCUUCCUAUUCUGAAACAAACGAAACAGCCCCUGCUGUCUGGAAACGGGAAAUUAAAGGAGAAACUGUGCUGCUUAAUCCUAAAAAAGGCAUAAACCAAGAAGAGGAAAACAUGACAACUAAUAGGGUGUUCUGGGAUGACAAACCCGAAGAACGGGACUGGACGAUUAAAAUUAGUCAGGUCACAAAGGAAGACGCUGGGACGUACCUCUGUGUCAUAAACACAUCCGAGACGCUGUUGGUGGACCUGGAGGUGGAAGGUGUUGAUGAUUCUAAUGAAGUCUUUUGUGCCCUACUUAAUACCGCAGCAAAAGUGCCCUGCCAUGACAAACAUGUAUAUAAAGGUAAUAAAUCCCGUCCUCUGCCCCGCUGCCAUAAGCACACCCACCCCUGGGAGACUUGUGAGGAUCCAGACAACAGAUCAUGGAAGUCAACUCUGAAGGAAUCACUCACAGAAUUCUCCUUUUCAGUGUACUUCCAUCUUAAAGGUUCAAAGCCCUCAACAAACUUUAUAUUCUCCCCGAUCAGCAUUGCUGCAGCUCUCUCUAACUUGCUAUUGGGUGCUCGUGGUGAGACCAGAAAACAGUUGCAAGAUGCUCUCAGGCUUCCCUAUGAUUUCUCCUGUGUGCAUUCCGAAAUGAAGAAGCUGAAACAAGCAUCAAAACAAACACUGGGGAUGGCCUCGGCCAUCUUUUAUUCUCCAGAGUACAGGUUAGCAGAGGCUUUCAUCAACCAGUCAUUGGAUUUCUAUGAUGCAAAGCCACAGGAGCUGACCAAUGACAGCGAUCAUAAUGUGAAGCUCAUCAACAAUUGGGUGGCAGAAAAGACAAAUAAUAAAAUCACUGAGUUAGUUGACGAAGUUGAUCCCUUUACCUUGUUUGUUCUUUUAAAUGCUGUCUACUUUAAUGGUAAAUGGAAAAUGGUUUUUGAAUCCAUGAAUAAACAGGAAGAGUUCACUAAGUUUUCAGGUGAGGUUGUAGAUGUGGAAACUCUCUACAGCUCCAAGUACAAGCUUGUAAUGAGCUAUAACAAAAAUUUAAAGGCAGAGGUUGGAAAGUUCCCUCUCACAGGCAAAAAUAGUCUGUUCAUUUUGAUCCCACGCACAGUGUCAGAAAAAUCAUUCUUAUUGAUGGAGAAAAAUAUGAAUGCCACAAAUAUUAUAGAAAUGGUUUCUGAGAUGAGCAAAGUCACAGCUCAAACUGCUGAGGUUACACUGCCUAAAAUAAAACUGGCUGUGACCACACCUCUGGAGACGUUACUGAAAAAACUUGGUUUGUCAGAUCUCUUUGACAGUCCUAACUUGUGUGGUAUGUUUCCGGGGGAAUCUGUUUCGUUCAUCUCAGACGCUCGCCAUCGUGCCUUUCUAUCGCUAACGGAGAAGGGAGUUGAAGCUGCCGCGGCCACUAGCAUUUCUUUCUCUCGCUCCUUCCCAUCGUUCACAGCUCUGCAGCCCUUCAUUCUGAUAGUCUGGAGUGAUGAGAUUGGGGCUCCGCUUUUCAUUGGAAGGAUUGUUAAUCCGUUAUAAGAGAGAUAGAGAAAGAGAAAACGUGAUGGAGAAAAAAGACAUCACAGUAUCGAUCAAAUCAACAAAAAUAUGGAUCCAAUCAAACAUUCUGUUGUACAUUCAAUCAUUAAUCACAAGCAAACCCAAUGAAUGCAUUUGUGUAACAUCUCAUUAUGCAUAUAAUUAGAAUGCAUGCACAAUCUCGGUAACCAUUAAAUACAUGCUUGUCCUUAAACAA
Messenger RNA from Myxocyprinus asiaticus (Chinese sucker), 2207 nucleotides. RefSeq names its product plasma protease C1 inhibitor-like. The transcript is spliced from 12 exons. NCBI's taxonomy places the organism in Eukaryota, Metazoa, Chordata, Actinopteri, Cypriniformes, Catostomidae. Gene Ontology annotation, biological process: negative regulation of endopeptidase activity. The record is from RefSeq and is a predicted model, not a curated record. Bases 77 to 1990 code for a protein of 637 amino acids. Gene Ontology annotation, molecular function: serine-type endopeptidase inhibitor activity.